CCGCGCCGGCUCCGCGUGUAUGAACGAGUUGAUUUUGUGUACUGUUGAGUGACGCGCGCAGUGCUUGCACUGCGUUGUUUCUUUUGCCAAAAUGGGAUACGUAUUUUGCCUCGUCAUAUUACAAAACGGCAACCGGCGAAAGCUGAAGCUGGCGACGGGAGCCUACGCCGAGUUGCUGGAGAAACUGACCGGAAUCGUGGAUGUCGAUCACGAAAACACCCUGAUCCAGAUGUUCGACACCGAUUUGGACGAUUUUGUGGACCUUGUACCUGAAGACAAAAUUCCAAACAAAGCAAAGCUACGCGUCAUCUCGAGGAGCGCUUCAACUGUGUGCAAUGCAGUAGUGGCCACUGGUGGGCAGAACGUCGCAUCCACUUGUCCACAAAAUCUGUGA
Messenger RNA from Rhipicephalus sanguineus (brown dog tick), 394 nucleotides. RefSeq lists its product as uncharacterized. Lineage: Eukaryota; Metazoa; Arthropoda; Arachnida; Ixodida; Ixodidae. The transcript has 2 exons. Bases 92 to 394 code for a protein of 100 amino acids. The record is from RefSeq and is a predicted model, not a curated record.